Messenger RNA from Hibiscus syriacus, 1676 nucleotides. RefSeq lists its product as uncharacterized. The record is from RefSeq and is a predicted model, not a curated record. Bases 1 to 1629 code for a protein of 542 amino acids. NCBI's taxonomy places the organism in Eukaryota, Viridiplantae, Streptophyta, Magnoliopsida, Malvales, Malvaceae. The transcript is spliced from 3 exons.
AUGCGAAAAAAUGUGGAGAAUGGAACUUCUGCUAAUAGGACUAACAAUGUCCUGAGGCAGAAUAAUCAGAAGCAGAACUGCAUAUCUGGUAAAGACUACUCGACAUCAAACGCUUCAAAUCGGAAGCAGCAAGGUAGAAAGGUUAGAUCCUUAAAUGGUACAGCGGGUCCGAAUAGGACUAUAAACAAGGUGACUAUGACCUCAGAAUCUCAGUCCAGGAACACGGGCUCUUCAAAGGAGCUUCCCAUGUCUAGAAGAAAGAAUUUGCCCAGAAAGAAACAGCCUGCAAAUGAGGAUCUUUUGUCUGGAAAAACAGUUUCUGAAAAUUCAUCAAUAAAUGGUGUUGGAAGGUCCAUAAAAUGUAAUGUUACAACCGACGGGCGACCAAAUCAGGAUGCAGAGAAAAUGAAGACAAGCAUGGAUGUUGUUUCGUUUACAUUUACAUCUCCCAUUAAAAGAUGUAUGCCUGAUGUACCUUCCACAAGUGAAGUUGUGGAACCGAGCUGCAGCGUUCAUAGUGAUCCUUCCGGUAAAAAUGAUACACCAUUCUCGAAAAGCUCAGGAUUUUCUUCUCUUGGACUUGAUAAAAUUGGUGGGGAUGCUCUGAGUGUUCUUUUAGCAAAACAGCUACAUGAAUUGGCAUAUAGAGUCGAGUCAUCCAGUUGCAAUAUCAUUUUAGAGGAGACUUCGUGCAGUCCCACAUCUAGUCAGCAAAAUUCAGUGCUUCCGUCUAGUACAGUGACCACUACAUCAACGGGACAUCACAAAAGACUUCCGGUGGAUCUAAUGAAAAACAUAUCACUUAGUUUCGAUGACUUAGAUUGCUCUUCAAUCGACAAUCUGGAGCUUGAGCAGCUUCCAGAAGAAAUGGAAGAUCGGAAUGCUAGCAGCAGCAGCAGCAGCGAGACUGGCAUAGAAUCAGAUCUUCCGUGGCCUAGCCCGCUUUCAACUCUUGAACAUGCUGUUGUGAGUGAGUGUUUCACUGAUGGUACAGAUGGUACCAAUGGCAUGAUGUGUUUCGCUCUCGAUCAUGAAGUAUUAAGCUCAUCACCUGGAAUUAAGUCUUCCCAAACCACGGGAGAAACCGACGAAAAGCUUCUAACUACGACAUCCGGUUCAACAAAUUUUAAACGAUCAACCAAUUCCGAACUCGAUUAUGUUAAAAUGGUGCUAAAAGACUCCGACCUAAAGUUCAUAGAACAUGCAUUGGGUCAGACUGAUAAUACCAUGAUCCCGAAUGCCUUCGAUCAGCUCCAGCAUUGGAACGGAACAGAAAGACACAGAGAAGACUGCAAUAAGCUCGAACUAAAGCUUUUACUCGGUUGUGUGAGUGAAUCCCUGGAGCUAAGGUACGGCCAAGUUUUUAUCGGAAGCUGCAAAGGAUAUGCUAAGUGGGGAACAUUGAUCCAAAACAAAGAAUGUCUAGCAGAAGAAUUGUACAAAGAUAUAUUGCGUUGGAGAAACAUGGCAGACAUCUUGGUGGUGGAUGACCUUGUAGGCAAGAACAUGAACGCAAAGCAUGAGAGAUGGCUUGAUUUUGACAUGGAAGCAUUUGAAGAAGGUUUAGAGGUUGAGAAUUCCAUAUUAACUUGUCUAGUUGAUGAAUUAGUUUUUGAUUUAUUGCUUUAAAGGCUCUCUCAUAACCAUUUUCCCUUGUAAUUCACUGUCCAGCCAAG